AUGGAUUUCCUCAAAGACGCAGCAUCCAAGUUCUCUGAGGGCCAAAAGGCAAAUGCGCCAGUUGGUGAGCAGAACGCUCAAAGCGGGAACAGCGGAGGUGGCUUCCUAGGCGGCCUUGGCGACAAGCUCAACUCUGCCGCAGGCGGCGGAAGGGAGAGCGAGAAGAAUGAGGACAUGCUCGACAAGGGCGUCGACUUCGUCCAAGAGAAGUUCCUAGGCCAGGGCCCGCAGGACAAUGAGAGCGCGAUCGAGCAGGCUAAGGAUGAGCAGAUCUCUGACUUCAUCCGCGCGAAGUAUAAGGACACGACCGGCAAGGACUUCCCCGUUGCGGACAAGGAUACCAAGUUCUCCUAG
Molecule: messenger RNA, 354 nt
Organism: Verruconis gallopava
Lineage: Eukaryota; Fungi; Ascomycota; Dothideomycetes; Venturiales; Sympoventuriaceae
Exons: 2
Coding region: 1-354 (117 amino acids)
Source: RefSeq, a predicted model, not a curated record